CAGAACUUCUUAAAAUGAUCGAAAUAGUAAAGAAUUUCUCAAACUUAUAUUGCUCUUCCUUUUUGUCUAUUUCUAACUGUUUUUUUCAAAGAUUCAAAUUUCACCGUAUUUGCAAGAUAUAGUAUGAACCCAAACAGUAAAAUAAUUCAGAUUGGAAAUAGCAUUUGAGUAUACUUAUGUUUCAGAGCUUCUAGAAGGAAACAAAGGUAAAUGGGAAAUAAAAAUCUAUCUGCAACAAGUGAAAAUUGGAAGAAAAUCCUCGACUCGUCGUCGUCGUCGUCUCCUCUCUCGCCAGAUCGCCUCCUCCUUCUUCCUCAUCGCAGAUCCACCGCCAUCGCCCAAUCAUUCACCCCGGAAAACAAAAUCGGGCUAUCUUCUCUAGUGUAUCACCAUGGACCACCUCCCCGUUGAAGUCAUCGGAAACAUCCUCUCGCGCCUCCGCGGCGCCCGCGACGUCGUCAUAGCCUCCGCAACCUGCAGAAAAUGGCGCGAAGCCUACCGCAAACACCUCCACACGCUCUCAUUCAACUCCGCCGACUCCCCGUUCUACAGAGACCUCUCGACCAACCGCCUCGAGAUCCUCAUAACCCAAACCAUCUUCCAAACCACCGGACUCCAAGGCCUCUCCGUCAUGAUGGACGACGCCAGCAAAUUCUCCGCCGCCACCGUCAUCGCCUGGCUCAUGUACACCAGAGACACCUUGCGCUGGCUGUCUUACAACGUCCGUACCACUCCGAAUGUCAACGUUCUUGAUAUCUGUGGGAGGCAGAAGCUUGAAGCCUUGGUGUUGGCUCAUAACUCGAUCACUGGUGUUGAGCCGAGUUUCCAGAGGUUUCCUUGUUUGAAAUCGCUUUCGUUGAGUUACGUGAGUAUCUCGGCUUUGGAUUUGAAUCUUUUGCUUAGCGCGUGUCCUGUGAUCGAGUCUUUGGAGCUUGUGAGUCUCGAGAUAGCGAUGUCUGAUGCUCAAGUGACGAUUGAGCUGAGUAGUCCGACGUUGAAGAGUGUUUACUUCGAUGGGAUUAGUUUGGAUAAGUUUAUCUUAGAGGCGGAUUGUAUCGAGUUCUUGCAUAUGAAAGACUGUGUCCUCGAGCUCUUUGAGCUUAUUGGGAACGGGACGUUGAAGCAUUUCAAGCUUGAUGAUGUGAGUGUUAUUCAUCUCGAUAUCAUGGAGACUAGCGAUAGCCUUGAGGUUGUUGAUGUGAACCAUUUCACUAUGGUGUGGCCUAAGUUCUAUCAGAUGAUUUCGCGAUCGCAGAAUUUGAGGAAGCUUCGUCUUUGGGAUGUGGUGUUUGAUGAUGACGAUGAGAUUAUCGAUCUUGAGUCUAUUGCUGCUGGCUUCACGCAGCUGACUCAUCUUUCGUUGAGCUACGACUUAAAAGAUGGAGCUGCUCAUUAUAGCUUGCAAGGGAACACUUUGCUGGAGAAUGUGACUGUGUUGGAGCUCGGAUGGACUGUGAUAAACGAUGUUUUCUCGAUCUGGGUCGAGGAGUUGCUGAGAAGGUGUCCGAAUCUGAGGAAGCUGAUUAUUUAUGGGGUUGUUUCGGAGACGAAAACGCAGGGAGAUUGUCAGAUUCUGGCGACGUUCACGUGGUCUAUUGUUCAGCUCAUGAGGAAAUACAUUCAUGUCGAGGUACAAUUCGAGUAUGAGUGAUUGGGUUCUUGUUCUCGACGCUGUUGAAUACAAGUUGAAAGUAUGUAAAGAUUGAGUUUUGAAUUUUCUUGAACUCAGUUCUCAGAUUACUUUAAAUAUUAUUCUUCGUUACCUCGGUUC
This is a messenger RNA of Brassica napus (rape), 1771 nucleotides long. RefSeq names its product F-box/LRR-repeat protein At1g67190. Gene Ontology annotation, molecular function: protein binding. Lineage: Eukaryota; Viridiplantae; Streptophyta; Magnoliopsida; Brassicales; Brassicaceae. The record is from RefSeq and is a predicted model, not a curated record. The transcript has 3 exons. Bases 392 to 1651 code for a protein of 419 amino acids.